AUGCUGACGUUCCGCGGGUGCCUCAGCGCUGCGCGGGCCGAGAGCCGAGGGAAGAGCGGGUGCGGGACGCUGCGCUGCCCUGGGGCGCAGGAGAGCGAGGUCUUUAUUAAAUGUUUUUAUAUUACAUGGAAGCUUGCCUUCUUUCAUUUUAAAAAAGAGAAUCCACAUUUCAUACAAUAUAAUUCUUUUUUGGCAGCAGAUGAAAUGCAAGCAAAAACAGAAAAAAUAAAAUCUUCUCUGAAGAGCGUGAAAAAAGAAGUAGGAAAACCAGAGAAACUGAAAUAUAAACCACUCACUGGAAAAGUGUUUUACCUCGAUAUUCCAUCAAAUGUGAUCUCUGAAAAAAUAGGAAAGGAUCUUAAAGAUCUAGGAGGGAGAGUGGAGAGUUUUCUUAGCAAAGAUAUCAGCUAUCUGGUGUCCAGUAAAAAGGAGGCAAAAUUUGCACCAACUCUUAGUCAGAUAUCUCCAGUUCCUAGCCCAGAGUCUGUAUGUAAUGGAGGAAAUGAUACAUCUCAUCCCAGCAAGCGAAAAGAUCGACAGGAUGGAAGUUCAUUUAAGGCAGCAGAUGCAGUACGUUUGAGCAGAGGAAAAUCCUUAGCUGAAAAAGCAAUCAGAGAGCAGGAAUUAAUCCCCUCUGGUAGCAUGCUGUCCAAUGCUUUGAGUUGGGGAGUGAAAGUACUUCAUAUUGAUGAUGUUAAGCAUUAUAUUGAACAAAAGAAGAAAGAGCUCUACCUAAUCAAAAGCACAGGCAGUUCUUUUAAAGAUGUGGGAAAACAAGUUACCACUCAAAAGUCAAAAAGUAGGCUGAAAAACCCAUUUGUGAAGGUAGAAGAUAGAAGUCGCUCCUACCGACCAUUUUAUCUGCAGUUACCGAGUUUUCCAGCUCUGAACUACUGUGUUCCAAAACCGUGUAGUCCAUUUGAGGUGGAUAAGAAGCAUCCUCCUGGUCAAAAACAAACUCAGUCUAAGCAAAGAAAAGAUAUGAACAGUGACAAGGACUGCAAAACUCCUGUUCAGCUUCAUCAGAAGGACAAAAAAAGGAGAGGAUAUUGUGAAUGCUGUGGGAAGAAAUAUGAAGAUCUACAAACUCAUCUUAAAAGUGAACAGCACCAGAACUUUGCACAAAGCGCACAGUAUCAAGUUGUUGAUGAUAUAAUCUCCAAGUUUGUUUAUGAGUUUGUUGAAUACAGGGAUGAUGAAAAAAACAUGAAAAGGAUAAAAUGUAGUACAGGAUAUUUUUCUCCUAUUAUUGGGAAGAUAACACGACCAGAUGAGCUGAAAGAACGACUGAAAAAGCAACGCAUUUCAUUGAAAACUUACUCGUGGAAAGAUACUACAAUGCAGGCACUCAAACUGGAUUGUCAGCCUGCAGAAGUACAACCAAAUUCAGUGUUGGUGCCUACCCCUGUUUCUGCAUCUCUGUGUUCAAUUCUUUACUGUCAUCUGUCUCAACCUCCAGAAGUAAAAAGUAAAUUCAGAAAUAAUGGUGGAAACACAAGAACUAAUUGCUUCUGUGCCACAAACCUAGGACAGUCUGUAAUGUCACCAAAUUUCAUACAACCACUUCCUCAGAAAGAUGGUAAAUCAUAUAUGGAGAACUCGUGUCAAGAUUAUGAACCAUUCAGUAAAGAAAUACUUGAACCAGAAGUAAGUAAAAAGAAUUUACAGCAUUUUCAGGAAGGUGUGUGUACUUUAUGUUCUCAUACUCAAGUUACAGAUUUUAGUGAAAAAGACAAAAACUUAGCACAGCCUAAACGAAAGUUAAAUCCUGCAGUAGUUCUACCCGCAAAAUGUUUGAAAAAAACAGAUGCCAAUCCUACGUUUGUCGAGAAACAUCGUGAUUUAUGUGAUAAUCAUCAACAGAUGCAGCACAAUGUAGUUCUGGAGGCUGAGGUAUCUGAGUCUGCUAUAAACAAAGAACUUAAUGAAUUGGCUGCUAACGCUGCACACUGUUCGCCAUCUGGAAAGCUGCACAGGAAAGUAAAACUUUGCUUAGGAAGAAAUAGAAGAGAAAACCGGAAACAGAAUAUAGAGUUAUGUGUGAAGUAUGCAGAUGGACUGUCUGUUCCCAGAGAGAAAAGGGAUUGCAGCUCACCAGUGCAGGCCCUACUGGAAUUGUUUCAGACAAGUGAAAUAAAAUCUGAAUUUAGAGGCUUUUCAGUUUACACUGAUCAUCAAGAUUCGACUGGCACAGAAGAUGUAUGGGAAGGGCUGAACACAAAUGUUGUUAGUUCGUUAUUUUCCUCUUCAUCCUCAUCCCCGUUUGUUGGAUUUUAAUGCUGCUUUAUUUAAUACAAUGCUAUUCAAAUAAAUUUGCAGAUUUAAGAUUUUA
Meleagris gallopavo (turkey) is the source of this 2332-nucleotide messenger RNA. NCBI's taxonomy places the organism in Eukaryota, Metazoa, Chordata, Aves, Galliformes, Phasianidae. The record is from RefSeq and is a predicted model, not a curated record.